Phyllostomus hastatus (greater spear-nosed bat) is the source of this 10813-nucleotide messenger RNA. RefSeq names its product laminin subunit alpha 3 (gene LAMA3). The transcript has 75 exons. Lineage: Eukaryota; Metazoa; Chordata; Mammalia; Chiroptera; Phyllostomidae. Gene Ontology annotation, cellular component: basement membrane. Gene Ontology annotation, biological process: regulation of cell migration; cell adhesion; axon guidance. The record is from RefSeq and is a predicted model, not a curated record. The coding region runs from base 204 to 10202 and encodes 3332 amino acids. Gene Ontology annotation, molecular function: signaling receptor binding.
CGAGGCUGGGCGCUGUCAGUUCCUGAUCCGGCGGUGCCCGUUCCCGCCGCUGCAGAUUCCACAGGAGACAAGCUGUCCCCGCGCCGCGGGCUCCAGGGCUGCGCUCGCGAGUCCACGGAAGGACUGUGCUGUCUGGCCCGCGGAGCCUUUCCCCCCCGCAGCCCCUCCGCGGGCAGCCGAGAGGGAGGGCCGUGCGCAGCGGGAUGGCAGCGGCCGCGCGGGCUCCGGGCUGGGUACGGCGGCCAGCCCCGCAGCUGCUCCUCCUUCUGCCCGCUGUGUGCGCGGCCGCUCGGGGACUCUCGGCCGCGGCCGGGCUCAGCCUGCACCCACCCUACUUUAACCUGGCCGAGGCGGCGAGGAUUUGGGCCACCGCCACCUGCGGGGAGCCAGAGCCCGGAGGCACACGGCUCCGGCCCGAACUCUACUGCAAGUUGGUAGGGGGGCCCACCGCCCCGGGCGGAGGCCACACUAUCCAGGGGCAGUUCUGUGACUACUGCAAUUCUGAGGACCCCAGGAAAGCACAUCCAGCCACCAAUGCAAUCGAUGGGUCUGAACGCUGGUGGCAGAGCCCGCCCCUCUCCUCAGGCACACGGUACAACCAAGUCAACAUCACCUUGGAUCUAGGGCAGCUUUUCCAUGUGGCCUAUAUUUUAAUCAAGUUUGCAAAUUCUCCUCGUCCUGAUCUUUGGGUCUUGGAAAGAUCUCUAGACUUUGGGAGCACCUACUCACCUUGGCAGUAUUUUGCUCAUUCUAAAAGAGACUGUUGGGAACAAUUUGGGCAGGCGGCAAAUAUGGCUGUCGCCCGAGAUGAUGAUGUGCUUUGCACCACUGAAUACUCCCGGAUUAUACCUUUGGAAAAUGGUGAGGUUGUGGUAUCCUUGAUAAACGGCCGUCCUGGUGCGAAAAAUUUUACUUUCUCCCACACUCUGAGGGACUUCACCAAGGCCACAAACAUACGCUUGCGUUUCCUCCGAACCAACACCCUUCUCGGACACCUCAUCUCCAAAGCACAGCGAGACCCAACUGUCACUCGGAGGUAUUAUUACAGCAUAAAGGACAUCAGCAUCGGUGGGCGGUGUGCUUGCAAUGGCCAUGCUGAAGUGUGCAAUGCAAACAAUCCUGAAAAACUGUUUCGGUGUGAGUGCCAACACCACACCUGCGGGGAGACCUGUGAUCACUGCUGCGCUGGGUACAGUCAGCGGCACUGGCAGCCUGCCACGUGGGAGCAGAGCAAUGAGUGUGAAGCAUGCAACUGCCAUGGCCACGCCAUCAACUGUUACUACGAUGCAGAAGUUGAGAAGCAGCAGGCAAGCUUGAAUACCCAAGGCAUCUAUGCAGGUGGAGGUGUAUGCAUAAAUUGUCAGCAUAACACGGCUGGUAUAAACUGUGAAAAGUGUGCUAAGGGUUAUUACCGCCCUCAUGGCAUUCCAGUCGAUGCCCCCCACGGCUGCAUCCCUUGCAGCUGUAACCCUGAGCAUGCGGAUGACUGUGAGCAGGGCUCGGGCCGCUGUACCUGCAAGCCAAAUUUCCACGGAGACAACUGUGAGAAGUGUGCUGUCGGAUACUAUAAUUUCCCUUUUUGCAUGAGAAUUCCCAUUUUUCCUGUCUCUACUCCAAGUCCAGAAGAUCCAAUAGCUGGAGAUAUAAGAGGGUGUGAUUGUAACUUGGAAGGAGUUCUGCCCGAAAUAUGUGAUGACCGUGGAAGAUGCUUGUGCCGCCCUGGGGUUGAGGGCCCUCAGUGUGAUGCCUGUCGCUUGGGUUUCUACUCAUUCCCUAUUUGCCAAGCCUGCCAGUGUUCAGCCCUUGGCUCCUACCGGAUGCCCUGCAACCCAGUGACUGGACAGUGCGAAUGCAAGCCGGGGAUCACAGGACGGCAGUGUGACAGGUGUCUCUCAGGAGCCUAUGAUUUUCCCCACUGCCAAGGCUCCAGCAGUUCCUGCGACCUAGCCGGUACCCUUGAUUCCAGUUUGGGGUAUUGCCAGUGCAAGCUUCAUGUUGAAAGUCCUACCUGCAAUAUCUGUAAGCCAUUAUAUUGGAAUCUGGCCAAAGAAAACCCCACCGGAUGUUCAGAAUGCCAGUGCCAUGUGGCGGGAACAGUGAGCGGAAUCGGAGAGUGUGGGCAGCGAGAUGGUGACUGUCACUGCAAGUCCCAUGUUGGUGGUGAUUCCUGUGACACAUGCGAAGACGGAUAUUUUGCUUUGGACAAGAGCAAUUACUUUGGAUGUCAAGGGUGUCAGUGUGACAUUGGUGGGGCAGUCUCCCCCAUGUGCAGCAGACCCUCUGGAGUGUGCCAGUGCCAAGAACACAUCGUGGGCAUGGCAUGCCAGCGACCUGAAAACAACUACUAUUUUCCGGAUUUGCAUCACAUGAAGUAUGAGAUUGAAGAGGGCACUACACCUAAUGGGAGAGAGCUUCGAUUCGGCUACGAUGCCCUGGAGUUUCCUGAGUUUAGCUGGCGGGGAUAUGCCCAGAUGACCUCUCUACAGAAUGAAGUAAGGAUCACGAUGAAUGUGGGGAAGUCCAGUCUCUCUUCGUUUCGUGUUAUUUUGAGAUACUUUAACCCUGGGACUGAAGCGGUAGCUGGCCAUCUAACUAUUUACCCAUCCUGGGCUCAGACAGGUGUUGCUCAAAGCAAAGAGAUUAUCUUCCUGCCAAGUAAGGAUCCAGCCUUUGUCACUGUCCCUGGAAAUGGUUUUGCAGAUUCAUUUUCACUGGAACCAGGGACAUGGAUUGCUUGUAUUAAGGCAGAGGGAGUCCUCCUGGACUACCUGGUGCUGCUCCCCAGAGACUACUAUGAGGCCUCUGCGCUGCAGCUGCCCGUCAGAGAGCCAUGUGCCCACGCAGGACCUCCCCACGAGAAUUGCUUGCUCUACCAGCAUUUGCCAGUGACCCGAUUCCCCUGUGCCCUGGCUUGUGAGGCCAGACAUUUCCUGCUUGAUGGGGAGCCAAGACCCUUGGCAGUGAGGCAGCCCACCCCCGCACACCCAGUCAUGGCGGACCUCAGCGGGAGAGAGGUGGAACUGCACCUGCAGCUGCGGGUCUCACAGGUCAGCCACUAUGUGGUUGUGGUCGAGUAUUUUAUGGAAGCGGACCAGCUGUCUGUGGUUGAUGUGCAUGUGGAGAGCCCUGGGUCUGUCCUGGAUGGCCAGGUGAACAUCUACAGCUGCAACUACAGCGUCCUCUGCCGGAGCACAGUGACUGACGGCAGGAGCCGCAUCGCCAUUCUUGAGCUGUUAGCAGAUGCAGACAUUCGGCUCAAAGCACGCCUGGCCCACUUCUUUCUGCAUCAAAUUUGUAUCAUACCCAUUGAAGAAUUCUCAACUGAAUAUUUAAAACCUCAAGUAAAAUGCAUUGCCAGUUAUGGGCCAUUUGUUAAUCAAAGGGCUGCUUGCCUCUCUCUGUCCCCCAAAACUCCUCCAGCAGCAUUGAUUUUGGAUGUCCCACGCAAUGGAUUUCCCCCUCUCCUGCCCCAGGAUCCUUCACCUUCUGCUGGUGUUGUUACUGGUGUCACCUUGAAGGCACCUCAGAACCAAGUGACUCUGAGAGGACUCAUGCCACGUCGGGGCCGAUAUGUCAUCGUAGUCCAUUUUUAUCAACCAGUGCACCCAACGUUUUCUGCACAGGUGUCUGUGGACAGAGGACAGCUGCGGCCAGGUGUCUUCCGUGCCUCUUUUUGCCCCCAUGUGCUUGGCUGCCAGGACCAAGUGAUUGCUGAAGACCAGGUUGAGUUUGACAUCUCGGAGCCUGAGGUGGUUGUGACUGUGAAGGUUCCAGAAGGAAAGUCCUUAGUAUUGGUCCGUGUUCUACUGGUGCCUGCAGAGAAUUAUGAUUACCAGAUACUUCACAAAAACUCAGUGGACAAGUCAUUUGAGUUUAUCACCAACUGUGGAGGAAAUAGUUUUUAUAUUGACCCCCAGACAGCCUCUGGAUUCUGUAAGGACUCUGCCAGGUCCCUGGUGGCCCUUUACCACAAGGGUGCCAUGCCCUGUGAGUGCCACCCCACAGGGGCCCUUGGCCAUCACUGCAGCCCAGAGGGUGGGCAGUGCCCAUGCCGGCCCGGCGUCAUUGGUCAGCAGUGUACCCGCUGUCAAACCGGCUACUACGGAUUCCCGCACUGCAAGCCAUGCAACUGUGGCCGGCGCCUUUGUGAGGAGAUGACAGGGAAGUGCCUGUGCCCGCCCCGCACGGUCAGGCCCCAGUGUGAGGUGUGUGAUGCACACUCCUUCAGCUUCCACCCCCUGGCUGGCUGCGAAGGCUGCAACUGCUCCAGGAGGGGCACUGCUGCUGGGGUUGGCUCCCCAGAGUGCACCCGGGACCAUGGGCAGUGCAGGUGCAAGCCCAGAAUCACAGGGCGGCAGUGUGACCGAUGUAUGUCCGGGUUUUACCACUUCCCUGAGUGCAUGCCCUGCCACUGCAACAGAGAUGGGACAAAGCCAGGAGUCUGUGACCCAGAGACCGGGGCUUGCCUCUGCAAGGAGAAUGUGGCAGGUGCAGAAUGUAAUGUGUGUCGAGAAGGCUCAUUCUACCUGGACCCAGCAAAUCCCAAGGGCUGUACCAGCUGCUUUUGUUUUGGAAUAAAUAAUCACUGUCACAGUACACAUAAAAGAAGAGCUAAGUUUGUGGAUAUGAUGGGCUGGCGCCUGGAGACGGCAGAUGGAACAGACAUCCCUGUGUCCUUCAACCCUGGCAGCAGCAGCGUGGUUGCUGACCUCCAGGAGCUGCCCUCAACCGUUCACAGUGCAACCUGGGUAGCCCCUCCUUCCUACCUGGGGGACAAGGUUUCCUCAUAUGGUGGCUACCUCACCUACCAAAUCAAGUCCUUCGGCCUACCUGGUGAUAUGGUUCUUCUGGAAAAGCAGCCGGAUGUGCGGCUCAGCGGUCAGCGCAUGUCCAUCAUCCAUGAGGAGCCGAGUGGCCCCCGGCCAGACCGGCUGCAUCACGGCCGGGUGCAGGUGGUGGAGGGGAACUUCAGACACGCCAGCAGUGGUGCCCCGGUGGCUCGGGAGGAGCUGAUGACGGUGCUGUCUAGACUGGAGGACAUGCGCCUGCGGGGCCUCUACUUCACAGAGACGCAGCGGCUCACCCUGAGUGGGGUGGGGCUGGAGGAGGCCUCAGACAUGGGGAGUGGACGCAGAGCACAUCGUGUAGAGACGUGUGCCUGCCCCCCCGACUACACUGGUGACUCAUGUCAGGGUUGUAGCCCUGGAUACUAUCGGGAUAACAAAGGCGUGUAUACUGGACGGUGUGUUCCCUGCAAUUGCAACGGACAUUCCAAUCGAUGCCAGGAUGGCUCUGGAAUAUGUAUUAAUUGCCAGCAUAACACUGCGGGGGAACACUGUGAGCGCUGCAAAGAAGGUUACUAUGGGAAUGCCAUCCAGGGGUCCUGCAGCGUCUGCCCAUGUCCUCAUUCAAACAGUUUUGCCACCGGCUGUGUUGUGACUGGGAGAAGUGUGCAGUGUUCCUGUAAACCUGGAUACACAGGAGCCCAGUGUGAAAGGUGUGCACCAGGAUAUUUCGGGAAUCCCCAGAAAUUUGGAGGUAGCUGCCAGCCAUGCAAUUGUAAUAACAAUGGUCAUUUGGGAAGUUGUGACCCCCUGACUGGAGACUGCAUAAACCAGGAACCCAAAGAUAGCGGCCCUGGAGAAGAAUGUGAUGAUUGUGACAGCUGUGUUAUGACACUCUUGAAUGACCUGGCCACCAUGGGCAACGAGCUCCGCCAAAUCAAGUCUCAGCUGCAGGGCCUGAGUGUCAGUGCGGACACUCUAGAACAGAUGGGGCACUUGGAGACCCAGACCAAGGACCUGAGAAAUCAGCUGCUCAGCUACCGUUCUGCCAUUUCAAAUCAGGGCUCAAAAAUGGUUGGCCUAGAAAAAGAACUGAGUAAUUUGAAUCGUGAAUUUGACACUUUGCAAGAAAAGGUUCAAAUGAAUUCCAGAAAAGUACAAACAUUGUAUGACAACGUUGAUUUGACAACGCAGAGCGCAAAAGAGCUGGACACAAAGAUUAAAAAUGUCAUGCGAAACGUUCACAUUCUCUUGAGGCAGAUCUCUGGGACAGAUGGAGGAGGGAACAACUUGCCUUCUGGUGAUCUUCCCAGGAAGUUGGCUGAAGCAGAGCGCAUGAUCAGGGAACUGCGGAACCGCGACUUCGGAAAGCACCUGAGAGAAGCAGAAGCUGAAAAAAGAGAAGCUCAGCUCUUGCUGAAUCGGAUCAGGAGCUGGCUGGAAACCCACCAGAUGGAGAGCAAUGGACUUGUGAAGAGCAUACAGGAUUCUUUAAAUGACUAUGAAGCCAAACUCACUGACCUUCGUACUGCACUGCAGGACGCAACUGCCCAGGCAAAGAAGGCCACUGACCUCAACCAAGACAAUGAAAGGACUUUGGAAUCCCUCAAGAGACAAGUUAAAGACAUGAAUUCCCUGCAGAGUGAUUUCACCAAGUCUCUAGCCACUGCAGACUCUUCCUUACAGCAAACCAAUGUUUUGCUGCAGCUGAUGGAGAAAAGCCAGGAGGAAUAUAAGAAAUUAGCUGCCACUGUACAUGAAGUAAGACGCGAACUAAAUGACAAAGUGACAGAACUCUCCAAAUCCACCAACAAAGUGUCGCUGGUGGCAGAGGCAGAGGAGCAUGCGCAGUCCUUACAGGAGCUGGCAAAGCAGCUGGAGGAGAUCAAGAGGAACGUCAGUGCUGAUGAGCUGGUGCGCCGCGCUGUGGAUGCAGCCAUGGCCUAUGACAACAUCCUCAACGCCAUCAAAGCGGCCGAGGAUGCUGCUGACAAGGCCAGCAGUGCAUCUGAGUCUGCCUACCAGACAGUGAUAAAGGAAAAUCUUCUAAGAAAAGCUAAAACCCUGAGUUCUGACAGUGAUAAACUUUUAAAUGAAGCCAAGAUAACACAGAAGAAGCUACAACAAGAAAUCAGUCCAGCUCUGAACAAGCUACAGCAAACUCUGAAAAUUAUGACCAUUCAGAAAGGGGUGAUAGACACCAAUAUUACUACCAUCCGUGAUGAUCUUCGUGGGAUAGAGAGAGAUGAUAUCAGUGGUAUGAUCGAUAAUGCAAGGAACAUGGUCAGAAAUGCCAAUGACAUCACAGAUGAGGUUCUGGAUGGGCUCAACCCCAUUCAGACAGAUGUGGAAAGAAUUAAGGAGACCUAUGGGAGAACACAGAGCGAAGACUUCAACAAGGCUCUCACGGAUGCGGAUAACUCAGUAAAGAGAUUAACCAACAAGCUGCCUGAUCUUUUGAGCAAGAUUGAAAGUAUCAACCAACAGCUGUUGCCACUGGGCAACAUCUCCGAUAACGUGGACCGCAUCCGAGAGCUCAUUCAGCAGGCCAGAGAUGCCGCGAACAAGGUCGCUGUCCCCAUGAGAUUCAAUGGUAAAUCUGGUGUCGAAGUCCGGCUGCCCAAUGACUUGGAAGAUUUGAAAGGCUACACAUCUCUUUCUUUGUUUCUCCAAAGACCUCAGUCAGGAGAAAAUGGAAGGACUGAAAAUAUGUUUGUGAUGUACCUUGGAAAUAAAGAUGCCUCUAGGGACUACAUCGGCAUGGCAGUCGAAAAUGGCCAGCUCAGGUGUAUCUACAACCUGGGAGAACGUGAAGCUGAACUACAGGUGGACCAGAUCUUGACCAAGAGUGAAACUCAGGAGGCAAUUAUGGACCGGGUGAAAUUUCAGAGAAUUUAUCAGUUUGCAACACUUAAUUACACCUCCCAAGCCACGUCCAAUAAACCAGCUAAACCUCGAUUCCAUGACAUGGAAAGUGGAAGUAGCAACACACUCCUCAAUUUGGAUCCUGAAAAUGUUGUAUUUUAUGUUGGAGGUUACCCACCUGACUUUACACCUCCUGCAAGCAUUAGAUUCCCUCUGUACAGAGGUUGUAUUGAAUUAGAUGACCUCAAUGAAAAUGUUCUGAGCUUGUACAACUUCAGAAAAACUUUCAAUCUCAAUACAACUGAAGUGGAGCCUUGUAGAAGGAGAAAGGAAGAAUCAGACAGAAAUUAUUUUGAAGGUACAGGCUAUGCUCGAGUUCCAACUCUACCAAACGCCCACUUUCCAACCUUUGGACAGACGAUUCAGACCACUGUGGAUAGAGGUUUGCUGUUCUUUGCAGAAAACCAGGAUCACUUCCUCUCUCUAAAUGUAGAAGAAGGUCGUCUCCUGGUGCAACACAAACUGAAUUCAGAGCCACCAAAGGAAAGUGGAGUUGGAGACAUCAUAAACGAUGGGAAUGAUCAUUCGAUUCAGAUCCGAAUUGGAAACGCCCACAAAAGUAUGCGGAUAAGUGUGAAUUCUAAACAUGUUACAAUUAACAGCAAAAUAUUUCAUUUUGACACAUAUUAUCUAGGAGGAAUUCCACUUUCAAUCAGGGAAAGGUUCAACAUUUCUACACCUGCUUUCCGAGGCUGCAUGAAGAAUCUGAAGAAAACCAGUGGCGUAGUGAGGUUGAAUGAUACUGUGGGAGUAACAAAGAAGUGCUCAGAAGACUGGGAGCUCGUGCGGUCUGCCUCAUUCUCCAGGGGAGGACAAUUGAGUUUCACCUAUGCAGACUCUUCAUUGCCCAGCCAGUUCCAGACCUCCUUUGGGUUUCAGACCUUUCAACCCAGCGGCACAUUAUUAAGUCAUCUGGCAGGGAUGAGCAGCCUCCACAUCACCCUGGAGGACGGUCACAUCGAACUCAGCACCAGGGACAGCAGCGGCCCAAUUUUAAGAUCUCCACAGACAUACAUGGACGGUUUACUGCACUUCGUAUCUGUUAUAAUGGACAACUCUGGACUCCGGCUUCUCAUUGAUGACCAGCUUCUGAAAAGCAACCAAAGGCUACAAGGCUCUUCAAGUUCCCAGCACUCUCUGCGUCUGGGCGGGAAUAAUUUUGAGGGCUGUAUCAGCAACGUUUUUUUCCUAAGGUUAUCACAGCGUCCUGAAGUCCUAGAUUUGACCACUAAAUCUAUCCAGAAAGAUGUGUCCCUGGGAGGCUGCAGCUUAAACAAACCACCUUUUCUAAUGUUGCUUGAAGGUUCUACAAAGUUUAACAGAGCCAUGACUUUCAAUAUCAACAAGCCAAUGCAGGACACACCAGCGGCCUCCCCAAGGAGCAUGCAGCUGUGGCAGAAUGCUCAGUCUUGCCCAUCACCUCCCUGGACCCAUGCCAGUCAUGGAGCCCUCAGGUUUGGGGACAGUCCCACCAGCCACUUGAUAUUCAUGCUUCCCCAGGAGUUGCUAAAACCAAGGCCACAGUUUGCUGUGGACAUGAAGACGACAUCCUCCAGAGGGCUUGUGUUUUACACGGGCACCAAGAACUCCUUUCUGGCUCUUUAUCUCUCAAAGGGACGGCUGGUCCUUGCUUUGGGAGUAGAAGAGAAAAAGCUGAGGCUCAAAAGCAAAAAGAAGUGCAACGACGGGAAGUGGCACACGGUGGCCUUCGGGCAAGAUGGAGAGAAGUGGCGCUUUGUUGUAGAUGGUCUGAGGGCCUGGGAGGCGAGUUGGCCUGGAAAUUCCACCUUCAGCCUCAGCACACCAAUUUACCUGGGAUCGUCUCCUUCAGGGAAACCGAAGAGUCUUCCCCGAAAGAACUUUGUGGGAUGCCUAAGGAACUUUCAGUUGGAUUCAAAACCACUAGACACCCCCUCUGAAAGCUUUGGGGUGUCUCCCUGCUUGACUGACUCUUUGGAGAAAGGCAUUUAUUUCUCCCAAGAAGAGGGUCACAUCAAACUAGCUAACUCCGUGUUGUUGGGGCCAGAAUUUAAGCUCCUUUUCAGCAUUCGUCCAAGAAGUCUUACUGGAAUGCUAAUACAUGUCGGCAGUCAACCCGGGAGGCACCUAUGUGUUUACAUGGAGGCAGGGAAGGUCAUGGCCUCCGUGGACAGUGAGGCGGGUGGCAUCUUGACAUCGGUCACACCAAAGCAGUCUCUGUGUGAUGGACAGUGGCAUUCAGUGUCAGUCACCAUAAAGCAACACAUCCUGCAGCUGGAGCUGGAUGCAGACAAUAACUACACGGCUGGACAGCUCCCCUUCCCACCUGCCAGCACUCAGGAGCCACUGUACAUAGGAGGUGUCCCAGCCAAUUUGAAGACCCUGAAGCUCCCUGUCUGGAAAUCAUUUUUCGGCUGCCUAAAGAAUAUUCAAGUCAACCACAUCCCCAUCCCUGUCACUGAAGCUGUGGAAGUUCAGGGGACUGUGAAUCUGAAUGGCUGUCCCAACCACUGACUCAAACCAGUUAUACAGUGAGGAAAUUCACCUUGAAAGGCACUGAUUCCCAACACACCUCCCUCUCCCUGCUCAAGGUCAUUCUUGACUUAAGACACCAUGAGGGUGGAUUUAAUAGCAAAUCCAGUUUUGAACUUUGACCACCCAUAACCAUCAUUUUGGCAUUCAUUGCAACAUCUGUGUUUUAUAUAAAAAUCCCAUUUCUUGACAAUGAACAAAUUGUUAUAUGCUUUUGGUAAUAUUAUUUUUCACUAAAAAUGAAAUGUCUUUUAAAGAACAUUAUUUUCCACUGGUUAAAAAUAAAUAUCUUUUAAAGCACUUUAAAAAUACAAAAAUUUUAUAUCUGUUAAGGGGUUAUAAUUUAUGAGGUUAAAUUAAUGCAGUGUACUCUUUAAUUUAUGAUGUUUUAUUAACAUAAAGCCAGUGACUUGAUGGUCUUUGUUAAUCAUGAUAAUUCUUCGGCACCUGUUCAAUGUACAUGUGCCCCCUGCAACACAGUUUUCUACGAAUAACUAUUGAGCAUAUACUGGUAGGUAGUGUGUGUGCUUGGUGUUGGGUCUAUAGUCAGGUAUAAGAAGUAAUUCCUGCCCUGAAGGCAUAUGCAGUCCAAG